AUGGAAUACGAAGAAAUUCACGAAAAUGUGGCUGGUCCGGGCUUUGAAAACGAGGAACUCGAUGUGAUUUUCGAAGGAUGUGAAUGUGAGGCAGAAUGCACAGCCGCCUCUUCGUGUAGCUGCCUAAUGUAUAAAGUAGACAAUUAUGGUCAGGAAAAGAGACUCGAGAAUACAUCAUUGCCGAUACUUGAAUGCCAUGCUAAUUGUAGUUGCAACGAGUGGAUCAAUCCUUGCCAAAAUCGGGUGAUUAGGACAACAAAUUCGCUAGAUCUACAAGUAAUUGAUUUCAAAGGCAAAGGAAAAGGAGUGCUCACAAAGCGGAUGAUUCCUAAAGCUACUUUUGUAGCAGAAUACGCCGGAGAGUUGUUGGGGAAAGAAGAAGUUGAAAGAAGAGCCGCUCAUUACAAAGGGGACAACUACACUUUGACGGUGAAAGAACAUUUCGGAGAUCGAAUUUCCACAACGUUCAUUGAUCCAAGGCUGAAAGGAAAGAUUUCACGCUUUAUCAAUCAUUCGUGCGAGCCGAAUUUGGAUAUUUUCAUCGUGAGAACCGGGUGUAUGGCUCCAAGUAUAGGACUUUUUGCAUCUAGAGAUAUCUCUCCGAACGAAGAGCUCAGCUACAAUUAUGGGGAAUCAAAGACGCCAUCUGGAAUUCUUUGCUUGUGCGGAUCAAAGGUUUGCCGAGGCCAACUACCAGCCUCCCAAAGUGCUUCGGAU
Messenger RNA from Mesorhabditis belari, 717 nucleotides. NCBI's taxonomy places the organism in Eukaryota, Metazoa, Nematoda, Chromadorea, Rhabditida, Rhabditidae. The record is from the annotation of a GenBank genome assembly.